Molecule: messenger RNA, 1071 nt
Organism: Aspergillus nomiae NRRL 13137
Lineage: Eukaryota; Fungi; Ascomycota; Eurotiomycetes; Eurotiales; Aspergillaceae
Product: mitochondrial 54S ribosomal protein mL49
Exons: 4
Coding region: 1-774 (257 amino acids)
Biological process (GO): translation
Cellular component (GO): mitochondrial large ribosomal subunit; ribosome
Molecular function (GO): structural constituent of ribosome
Source: RefSeq, a predicted model, not a curated record
AUGUGGGCGGGAGGGCUGGCGGUCGCGCUAGGCCCGGUUGGGGCUAGCGCGCAGUCUCCGCGCAAGAAAUCGCUUUUCAUGCAAAGAUCGGAAGACACUCGUUCCUCUCUUACAGCUGCUGUUGCCGCGUCGUGCUAUUCCCCUCAACCUUGGAUCUCUCCUGGACCGAUGGCGUCCUUCCUGCAGGCCCGUCCCGUCUGCUCGGCCGUUCGCAAGCAGUCGACGGUUCUACCUACCUAUCUUCAAAAUGCUUCGCAGUCCAUUGCUUCUACUUCAAGGACAUGUAGCUCAUUCUCUACACUAUCUUCAUCCUCUAGAUUGAUCAAUUCUCAACAUCCCCUCCGGUCCCUCCAACGCUUCAGUCCCCGCUCCGCAGCCCCUACACAGCAAUGCCGGACCUUCCUGGUACAAUUAAACCGCCAGUCCCAGACCCUGAAAGAGAACACCCCUUCGACCACUACACCCCUCCCAUCAUCGGCCAAUUUGCAACUCACAAAUCUUCCUUACUUCAUUCGUCGUACUGCCUCGAACCAACUUCCAGUUUACCUGGUCACCAAGGCCGGUGGUACCAAGCAGCAGACUAAGAUACAGAAGACCGAAGGUGACCUGGAUGCUUUAAGGAACGACCUUGCACAGUAUCUGGGUCUUGAAUCCGGCGAGCCUCGCUCUCCCAAGAGUUCAGACAUCACAAUCAACCGUCUUAAUGGACACAUCAUUGUCAAGGGCUGGCGAAAGCCUGAGAUUCAGAAAUUCCUUUUGGAGCGUAAUUUUUAGAAGAUUGAAGAUCAAAAAAGUCCUGGAUAUGAGUAAUUUGCAUGUUCCUCUCCAUUGUCCUCCACUAUCCGCUCGAUCAACGACUUCCCUAUCCAUCUUCCAGGCAAAAGUUUGAACCAGAAGGUUAUAUGUCGAAUCCGCCACAGGGCACACGGACACUCAAGUCUGCCGAAAUCAAUCAUGUACAAGUGGAAAGUAGACUGGAGAGAAUACCGGCAGCAGACAUCUGACCGAGAAGGUCUUUGCUCACCAUCGGCGGAGGAUGGUCCCAUUAACUUUCUACUGCACCCCUUUCCU